GAUACAAGAUAACAAUUCCGCACUAACGCUUGUGAUGGGCUUGUUGCUACAAGUUACGACACUUUGUAUGCAAUAUCCGGACAAAAAAUGGCGAAGGCGACAUCAAUCAAGGAGGCUAUAACAAAAUUUGAGGAGCAUGAAAAAUGCAAGGCUACUGAAUCGAAAAAGGUGUUGCUUUAUGGACAAAUACCACCGCUUGAGAAAAUGGAUGCCUCCCUAUCAACAUUAAUCAACUGCGAACAUUUGUCUUUGUCUACCAAUGUUAUUGAAAAGAUCGCAAAUUUAAAUGGUCUAAAAAAUCUGACUAUCCUGUCCUUGGCAAGAAAUAGCAUCAAAUCGCUUACUGGGCUCGAGGCGGUGGGCGACACCUUGGAGGAACUGUGGAUUUCAUACAACAACAUUGAGAAGCUGAAGGGAAUCAAUGUCCUCAAGAAACUCAAAGUGCUCUACAUACGUGUCAACAAUGUCAAGGACAUGGGAGAGUUUUCAAAACUUGGUGAUCUGCCCAACCUGAAAGAGCUGGGUUUCGUGGGCAAUCCCCUGGCUGAAAGCCUGUCCGAGCAAGGUCAAGAUGUCUACACAGAUACCAUCACCAAGAAAUUACCCAAGCUUAAACGACUGGAUGGCUUCACUGUGAUAAGAGAAGAUGAUGAAGAAGAGUCAUAAUUAGACAGUGGGAUAUCUUAGCUCCAAUCGUGACCUGCUGUAAUACAGCAGUAUGAGAAAGCUGUUGAACAUUUGUUUUCAUUCAUCUUUGUUGCCAAAGCUAGUACUAAGAAAAACUUUACUUAAGAGUAUCAUUUCAUUUCUUUGGUUAGGAACAGUCUCAUGUCUUAGUGUUUAAAAAGGACAGCUUAAGCUACAGUAAUAUGACUUUUUUUGUAACAGGGAUGUUGUCUGUGUGUACUUCAGAAUAAAGUAUAUUGAAUACAGGGAAGAUAAAAACAUUUACAAUUUCUAUUUUUAGCUUUUGAAUUGUAACUGAAGAAAACAUAACCAUAACAUUACUGUUAACUGUUUUAAAAAAACAUAUUUUUGUUUCCAUGCAUAGCUGCAAAUAAUAAAUUCAUAAUGAAGUGACUGUAGUUAAACUGUUUUGUUGACUGAAAAGUGAUCAUGGUCCUACUUUGUACAAGUGCAUGUAUAACAAACACAUAUUUGGACUAAUAAACCUUUAACUACUGAAAAAUAAUGCAUUUAUGGAAAAAGUUAAUUACUGAUAAGAUUAUAACCGUGUAUUUAAUAGCAGAAUGCGCAAAAAUAUUAAAUGAUUGGUGUAUCUAACAGAUUUACUGUGGUCUACUAUAGUCUCAAAAGGUAGAAAUACUAUGUUUUAUGUUCAUUUCAUUCAAAUCAAACUCUGUAUCCUUCAUAAGAAC
This is a messenger RNA of Mya arenaria, 1379 nucleotides long. RefSeq names its product dynein axonemal light chain 1-like. Gene Ontology annotation, molecular function: protein kinase binding. Gene Ontology annotation, cellular component: cytoplasm. The record is from RefSeq and is a predicted model, not a curated record. The coding region runs from base 88 to 666 and encodes 192 amino acids. The transcript is spliced from 8 exons. NCBI's taxonomy places the organism in Eukaryota, Metazoa, Mollusca, Bivalvia, Myida, Myidae.